AGGGACAGACUCUCGUUCUGCCGCGAAAGAUGCUGCUAACUUUUUGCAGCUUGCUCUUCUCUCCGGUUGUCUCCAUCCAUCCAGAAUGCAAGAUUUUUCAACAGAUCAUCAAAGACGAGGCUCAAUGUUUAGAGAAAAACCACUCUCUUUCGCCAGAUUUUAAAGGAUGUGACCGAGUUUGGGACGGGCUGAGCUGCUGGCCCCAAGCCCCCUUCGGAGAGGUCGUGACCAUAUCGUGUCCAGGAUUUUUUGAAGAAAUCACCAAUGUACAAGGGUUCCUGCACAGAAACUGUACAUUGGGCAAUUACUGGUCUGAGCCAUUCCCACCAUAUGUGGUUGCCUGCGGAUUUGAAGAAAGUUUAACCAAAGGACCAGAAGAUCAGAAAUCGUACUAUUCCGCAUUCUGGUACAUCUACACGGCUGGCUAUGCCACAUCUCUGGUUUCGCUCUUUACGGCCCUUCUCAUCUUUACCUUCUUUCGAAAAUUCCACUGCACACGGAAUUACAUUCACAUGCAUCUAUUUGUCUCGUUUAUCCUGAGGGCAGCGGCCGUGUUCAUCAAAGAUGCCAUUUUGUUUUCCGACGACAGCAUGGACCACUGUUUGAUGUCAACGGUCUUGUGCAAGGCUGCCGUGGCUUUCUUCCAGCUCAGCAUUUUAGCCAAUUUCUUUUGGCUCUUGGUGGAAGGCCUCUAUCUGCAAACCCUGCUGAUCCUGACCUUCGUAUCAGACAAGCAGUACGCGUGGAAGUUCAUCCUGAUUGGUUGGGGAGCUCCUGCGAUCUUCACAUUGGCCUGGAUUCUGGCCAGAAUUUACAGUCAGGACACUGGUUGCUGGGAUGAUGAGGAGCAGAGCUCGGCGGUGCUGUGGAUCAUCAAGGGACCCAUCCUAUUAACCGUCUUGGUGAACUUCAUCAUUUUCCUCAACGUCAUUCAGAUUUUGGUCCAGAAAUUAAAAUCUUCAGGGCCCGGAGGAAGACAUCCAAGGCAUUUUGUACGACUGGCCAAAUCCACCCUGCUCCUCAUUCCCCUCUUCGGAGUACAUUACGUCGUCUUUGCUUUCUUUCCGGAGGGCACGGGGACAGAUGCCAGAUUGUACGUCGAGCUGGCCUUGGGCUCUUUCCAGGGCUUUUUCGUUGCUCUCCUGUACUGUUUCUUGAAUGGAGAGGUCCAGGCCGAGUUUAAGAAAUGCUUUCGCAAGUGGCACUACCAACAUUUCCUGAGCUUCAGGCAAAAGCAUCGGCGAAUCUCUGGAGACAACAGCCCGAUCAAUUACGUCACGCAGCUCUCCCUGAUGGACAGGAUCAGCCCGCAAAGAAGCAAAUGCCAAAACGGCUCCUCCUCCAUCUGACGCUGGUCCAUUCCGCACGCCAAAUGUGUAACAGGUUGCAGACAUUAUAAAGGAACCAGUUUCCCCCGUUCACAUGCAUGCCGUGCAGGCAGCGACUGGAGCCCACGGAAACA
Messenger RNA from Sphaerodactylus townsendi, 1462 nucleotides. Its product is annotated as vasoactive intestinal polypeptide receptor 1-like. Gene Ontology annotation, cellular component: plasma membrane. Gene Ontology annotation, molecular function: G protein-coupled peptide receptor activity; vasoactive intestinal polypeptide receptor activity; peptide hormone binding. Bases 30 to 1349 code for a protein of 439 amino acids. Lineage: Eukaryota; Metazoa; Chordata; Lepidosauria; Squamata; Sphaerodactylidae. The transcript has 13 exons. Gene Ontology annotation, biological process: adenylate cyclase-modulating G protein-coupled receptor signaling pathway; cell surface receptor signaling pathway. The record is from RefSeq and is a predicted model, not a curated record.